Messenger RNA from Culicoides brevitarsis, 612 nucleotides. RefSeq names its product barH-like 2 homeobox protein. Gene Ontology annotation, molecular function: DNA-binding transcription factor activity, RNA polymerase II-specific; DNA binding. The record is from RefSeq and is a predicted model, not a curated record. Gene Ontology annotation, biological process: regulation of DNA-templated transcription. The coding region runs from base 1 to 612 and encodes 203 amino acids. NCBI's taxonomy places the organism in Eukaryota, Metazoa, Arthropoda, Insecta, Diptera, Ceratopogonidae. The transcript has 4 exons.
AUGGAUUCAAAUAAAUCAUUUUUGAUAAGAGACAUAAUUGGGGAUUUAAUUAAUAAUAGACCAACUGACAGCAUACAAACAGAUUUAUCGGAUGACGAAAACGUGGAAAUAGACAUUGAAGAUCGCUCAAGUCCCGAAUCAAAUCCCGAUAUCCGUUUCCCAUUUCCGAGUCACCAAUUGAAUCAUCAGGAAAUUGUGACGACAAGUUCAGACAUUCCUGGCAUUACUAAAGGAAGAAAACCGCGAAGACGACGAACUGCCUUUACUCACACACAAUUGGCGUAUUUGGAGCGAAAAUUUCGAUGUCAAAAGUAUCUUUCGGUAGCGGAUCGAAGUGAUGUCGCGGAUGCUUUAAAUUUGUCCGAGACGCAAGUCAAGACUUGGUAUCAGAAUCGAAGAACUAAAUGGAAACGUCAAAACCAAUUGAGGUUAGAACAGUUAAGACAUCAAGCGUCACUCGAAAAGGAAUAUGCAGCGACGGAUGGUCAAUCUUCCAUCCCAUGUUGUCCAACCUCGAAUUAUGGUCCAAAUCCGUGCAAUUUUCUAUCUACCGCUGCAGCUGCCGCCAUUUUUCGAAAUGUCACGUAUGUGCAUGGGGGUUGCCAAUUGUAA